AAUUAGAAAAUGGUGCUCCAAAAGUAGAAAUUCCCCGGCUCCCGCACCACGCACGUUUUCCUUGUUUCUGGCUUUGGGGCUUAAAAUUCCAACGCACCACUUCUCUUGUUGUUGUACACUUGUACGGCAGGCUUUUACCGGCGGAGGCCACUGCUCUACUCCCUCUUUACUUAUACCUUUGCUCCCCUUUCUCAAAAUGUAGGGAAAGAAAUAAUCACUUUGCAAAAAACCAUGAAUUAGAAGAAUAAAAAGAAAAAACAUGAAAACUCUACCUCUCCAGAUGCUAGUGGUUCAAUGGAGAACCGGGUAAUGCAUCUCCUCACUCCAUUAUUUGGUGGAUUUUUCAUAUGCAAGUUUCCCUGCUAAAAAGUACUCCUGGGCUCCCCGUUAUUUUCACAACAUACUUAAAAAUCAUUACGGUCGGCGGCUCUUCACUUUGAAAAUGCAACUUCCCCGAAGGAGCAUACUGAAGAUGGGGUCCAAUUUCCUUGUUCAUCUCAACCUGCUUGUGAAAAGUCCCCUUUGAUCCUAAAAUCCUGCAGUCUCAACCAGUUGCCUCCACCACUCAUCCCAGGCCAGUGUCAUCAACCGCAGAAUCAGCAACAAACUUGCACUAUGCAGCAGUUCCAACAGGAACAACCAAUGCCCCCGUUUACACAACUCAACAUGCCAUCCUGGAUUCCCCUGCUCCCUGGUCAACAUUUGCCGGGUGCCAGUCUGCCAGCUCUCUAUCAGCCUGUCCCUCCUCCUGCAGGAACGCCUGGCAUUACCGGGGGCGGACCUGGUUAUGGAGCAACUCUAAGAAGCCAGCAGCAGAGUCCUAGCUAUUGUUACCAUGUUGGCUACCCAUAUCCAGGCUUUCCAGGCCCUUGGGAUCCUUCAUCUUGGUUGAGCCUUCCACAACAUCUACUACCUCCUCAUAGCAGUGCCUUCCCUGGACACUGUCCUUAUUUCUCUCCAAUUCAGCCACCAAUACCCGGUUCUUCAUCGGCUUCCACCACAUCAAACCAGGGAAGUACGAUGAGACCAACCGCAAAACUCUCUCUGAUACACCAGCAACCAUGGGAAGCUCAACCUUUGGAGAAUGUUCACCUACGGAAGAUUGUUGGUGAGUUGCAAUCUGAACUGGCAGAUUGUAAGGGCCGGUUAACAAAGCUUGAGGAAGACGUAUUGUGCCUAAAACCUGUUGUAAAAGAGGGAACAACUACUGCAACUGGGGUUUCUUCAGGUGCAAAGACUUCAAAGAGAGGAAGGCUGGAGAAACUGGUAACCCCAGAUGGAAGGUUGCCAUCAACAGAUACUUCAUGCCCUCGAAUUUGGAAUAGGAAGUCUGGACUACUUGAAACUCUUUGUCAGACUGAAAAACUACACUAUGAGAAAGUGAUUUUAAAAAAAGUGGAAAAUGAGCCUUCUGUGCAGUAUACAAACGAUGGAAAGGUUAAAAUUCCUUUCAUCAAUUCUAGUGGCAGUCUUGAGAUUCCAUGUAGCAGCGGAUUAUGCGACACCAUUUCCGAUCAUCAUUCUGCAGUCCUAAUUAGCAAGGCUUCCAUCAAGCCUGAGUUGAAGAAUUAUGACACUGGGGGCUCCACUUCUUUUACAAAUUCAUCUCAGAAUGUUUAUAGGACUGGAGAAAGUAAUUCUUCUGGAAACUUUGUGGAGAUGACCUGUAAUGCAAAUUUGCUCUGGACAUCAACUACCUCCCCUGAAGAAUGUGGAAAAGAUUUGCUGGAUUUUACAGCUCAAAUAUCCCAUAACAACAUGAAUAUUCUAGAACAGGAAAGCAAAGCUGUCGUUGGCUGGAACUUUGGGAACAAAGAGGAUGGAUCGGUUGUUCAAACUGUGGAAGCUGAAUUAGUUGAUGAUGAAAAAACAAGAACCGGAGAAUGACAAGAGCUCGGGGGCAGAAGAUAAUGCUUGACCAGUGAAAGGUCCUUGAAAUUUGACAAUGUUGGACAUACUUGUGCGAAAAUUUUGCAUCCAUUUGAAGAACUACUGAUAGAAUUGAGUUUAAAUUUAACCUGUAUGUUUUGUGCCUUAUUAGCAACUCGAUCUUGUGAAGGUAAGCAUCCGUGUAAACACAGCCGCAUGUCAAACGGAGAAGAUACCCAUUUGAGCCGGUAAUUAGUCCCCUCCAAGUUCUUCUUGGAUAUCUUUA
This is a messenger RNA of Coffea arabica (coffee), 2155 nucleotides long. Lineage: Eukaryota; Viridiplantae; Streptophyta; Magnoliopsida; Gentianales; Rubiaceae. The record is from RefSeq and is a predicted model, not a curated record.